Scatophagus argus is the source of this 4277-nucleotide messenger RNA. RefSeq names its product oxoglutarate dehydrogenase L (gene ogdhl). Gene Ontology annotation, molecular function: oxoglutarate dehydrogenase (succinyl-transferring) activity; thiamine pyrophosphate binding. Lineage: Eukaryota; Metazoa; Chordata; Actinopteri; Scatophagidae. Bases 208 to 3258 code for a protein of 1016 amino acids. The transcript has 23 exons. The record is from RefSeq and is a predicted model, not a curated record. Gene Ontology annotation, biological process: tricarboxylic acid cycle. Gene Ontology annotation, cellular component: oxoglutarate dehydrogenase complex; mitochondrion.
GCGCUGGUGUGUUAGGCCUAUACAGGCCUGCGGGUACCACCGGCACCUUUGGGUGCAGCAGGCUGCGCGCUGUGCAGGAGCAGCACCACCUGACCCACCAGAGGGGAGGAAGCCGUGCGUGCGCUCGGAUCUGUGUCACCUUCACUGAUACCCGUCCUGCACCGUACGGCCAUGACAAUAGAGUCAAGGAGCUCUGAAGUCUAAGCCAUGAGUCAGUUCCGGGCGUUAGCGAGCGUGCUGAGGGGCGGCCGUGUCGGGGGGAGUCAGUGGCUUCGAGGGUGUGGAGGAGGCCCGGCCAGGCUCUGGGUUGAACCUAGGAGAAGCUGCUCUUCCGGGGCUGCGUCUGUUCCCUCAGCGGUGGCCAGCAGCUCCAGCUAUGUGGAGGAGAUGUACUUUGCCUGGCUGGAGGAUCAUAAAAACGUCCACGAGUCUUGGGAUGCAUUCUUCCGUAACAUCCAGGCCUCUGGUCCGUCUGGCGAGGCGGGUGAGAGACGCCCCUCCACUCUGCUCCAGGGCCGAGUGCUGUCCCACUCACCAGACAUGACACAGAAAGUGGUGGAGGACCACCUGGCUGUGCACACUCUCAUUAGAGCCUACCAGAUUCGUGGCCAUCACGUUGCCCAGUUAGACCCUCUAGGAAUCCUGGAGGCUGACCUGGACUCCUUCAUUCCCUCUGACCUGAUCACCACCAUCGAUAAAUUGGGUUUCUAUGGUCUUGAUGAGCCUGACUUGGAUAGGAGCUUUCAGCUGCCCCCCACCACCUUCAUUGGAGGAAAGGAGACCACACUUCCUCUUAGAGAAAUCAUACGCAGACUGGAGACAUCUUACUGCGGUCACAUAGGGGUCGAGUUUAUGUUCAUUAACAAUGUGGACCAGUGCCAGUGGAUUCGUCAGAAAAUUGAGACUCCAGGAAUCAUGCAGUUCACUAAUGCUGAGAAGAGAACUUUACUAGCCCGUCUGAUCAGAUCCACACGGUUUGAGGACUUUCUGGCCAGAAAGUGGUCAUCAGAGAAACGUUUUGGUCUGGAGGGCUGCGAAGUGCUCAUCCCUGCCCUUAAAACCAUCAUUGAUAAGUCGAGCGAAGCAGGCAUCGAAAGUGUGAUCAUGGGGAUGCCUCAUCGAGGUAGGCUGAAUGUCUUGGCCAAUGUGAUCCGUAAGGACCUGGAUCAGAUCUUCUGUCAGUUUGACCCCAAGUUAGAGGCUGCCGAUGAGGGUUCAGGUGAUGUCAAAUACCAUCUUGGGAUGUACCACGAGAGGAUCAACCGUGAGACAGACAAGAACAUCACUUUGUCGCUCAUGGCGAACCCUUCCCACCUCGAGGCAGUGGAUCCAGUGGUUCAAGGCAAGACCAAAGCUGAGCAGUUCUACAGAGGAGACACUCAGGGAAAGAAGGUGAUGUCCAUCUUGAUGCAUGGAGAUGCUGCUUUUGCCGGACAAGGAGUUGUGUACGAGACUUUCCAUCUAAGUGAGCUCCCCUCCUACACCACAUAUGGUACAGUCCAUGUGGUGGUCAACAACCAGAUCGGCUUUACUACAGACCCUCGAGUUGCCCGCUCUUCCCCCUACCCCACUGAUGUGGCUCGGGUUGUCAAUGCACCCAUCUUCCAUGUGAAUGCCGAUGACCCUGAGGCUGUCAUGUACGUGUGUCGGGUGGCUGCAGAGUGGAGAGCUACCUUCAACAAGGAUGUCGUCAUUGACCUGGUUUGUUACAGGCGGUUUGGCCACAAUGAGAUGGACGAGCCGAUGUUCACCCAGCCACUGAUGUACAAACAGAUUCGUCGGCAGGAGCAUGUGCUGAAAAAGUACUCUGACAAGCUCAUUGCUGAGGGUGUGGUGACACUGCAGGAAUUUGAGGAAGAAGUUGCCAAAUAUGACAAGAUAUGUGAGGAAGCGUACACCAGCUCCAAGGAUGAAAAGAUUUUACACAUUCGACACUGGCUUGACUCACCUUGGCCAAAUUUUUUCACAGCAGAGGGAGAGCCUAAGAGCAUGAGCUGCGUUCCCACAGGACUGGAUGAGGAGGUUCUGCAGCAUAUCGGCCGGACAGCCAGCUCAGUGCCUCUGGAAGAUUUUAAGAUCCAUCCCGGUGUGUCUCGUAUCCUGCGUGGUCGAGCUGACCUGGUGAAGAAUCGCCAGAUGGACUGGGCUCUGGGAGAGUACAUGGCCUUUGGUUCCCUUCUCAAAGACGGCAUCCAUGUACGACUCAGCGGGCAGGAUGUAGAGCGGGGCACCUUCAGCCACCGUCAUCAUGUUCUGCAUGACCAAGAAGUGGACAAACGUUUCUGUGUUCCCAUGAACUGCCUGUGGCCUAACCAGGCUCCUUACACUGUCUGUAACAGCUCUUUAUCAGAGUAUGGAGUGCUAGGUUUUGAGCUGGGCUUUGCCAUGGCCAGUCCGAAUGCUCUGAUCCUCUGGGAGGCCCAGUUUGGAGACUUUCACAACACAGCCCAGUGUAUCAUUGACCAAUUCAUCAGCCCAGGCCAGGCCAAGUGGGUCCGCAACAAUGGUAUUGUCCUACUGCUGCCACAUGGGAUGGAGGGAAUGGGCCCAGAACAUUCAUCAGCUCGACCUGAGCGCUUCCUGCAAAUGAGCAAAGAUGAUCCCGAUCACUUCCCUGAGUUCAAUGGAGAUUUUGAAGUCCAGCAGCUGUACGACUGUAACUGGAUUGUGGUCAACUGCUCUACGCCUGCUAACUACUGUCAUGUGCUCAGGCGGCAGAUUCUGCUGCCAUUCAGAAAACCGCUGAUCAUUUUCACUCCAAAGUCUCUGCUCAGACACCCGGAUGCAAGGUCCAGUUUUGAUGACCUCGCCAAAGGAACUAAAUUUAAGAGGCUGAUUCCAGAUGAAGGCCCUGCGAGUCAAGACCCAGCCCAAGUGAAGAGGGUGAUCUUCUGCACUGGCAAAGUCUACUAUGAACUGGCUAAGGGGAGAAAACAGAAAAAACUGGAGGAAGACAUUGCCAUUAUCAGACUUGAACAGAUAUCUCCAUUCCCAUUUGAUCUGGUCAGAGCAGAGGCAAAAAAAUACGCCAACGCUGAGCUGGUUUGGUGUCAGGAGGAGCACAAGAACAUGGGCUACUAUGAUUAUGUCCGGCCUCGUUUCCUCACAGUGUUGGCCAACAAGAAACCCAUUUGGUAUGUGGGCCGGGACCCUGCAGCUGCUCCUGCGACAGGAAACAAGUCCACCCACCUCAAUGAGCUGAAGCGGUUCAUGGACACAGCUUUCAACCUGAACGCCUUCCAGGGGAACGAUCUGUAACUAAUAACUGGAACAAGAACCAGACUGGAGGCGCAGUUUCAUCUCCAAAGGCCCUGAUCUAUUUAUUUUAGUUUUAUGAUAAUACAGAGCACAGCCUAUUUUAUUUUUAUUUUUUUUUUUUACCAAACACACUUGAUAAACUUGUGUGAAAGAUAAGUUGUCAACGAUAAUCUUCCUCAUGAGUGUACUAAAUGUGUGGAAUUGUUUGUCUUCCACGCUGCGGAUACCUCCAUUGCUGACAUGCUAAAUACUAGUGUAUAUUAGUCGUAUUGAUUUGUAUUUGUAUUGAUCUUUGUAGAUAAAUAGCAGAAGCUAUGAGACACACACAAAACACCAAGUGAUGGUACUUAAACAAUUAAUGUGAAUCACCCAUCACAGGUAUGAAGACUGUUCUGAAAUUUAACACAUCAGUAGGUUUAGUGCCUGUAUUUGCUUUGGUUACCUUAGCUGUUAGUGAAGGAGUCUGUAUUCAUUGUCACACCUCACUUCACCGGGAGACAUGAGCCAGCUGGCGCAGAGAUUUGCAGCCAUGUUUUCUACUUGGACAUAAGGCUCAGCUUCCUCUUUGGAGGCUGAGGGAUGCACACACAUAAACACCACACAAACACAGCAAAGCUUCGGAUGCUCUGAGAGCAAUAUUGACGUCUGGCUGUCACAUUAAAAUCCCCAGGUGUUUAACAGAAUUAAUAUUAAUCACCUCUUAGAAAUGCUCCAUAAAAUGAUGCUUCCUGUAUACUGUAACUUACCUUUUCCACUUGGGAGAUUUAACUAUAAGCCAAGCGCAAACAUAAUACAUAAACACAUAUUUAAUGGCUUUUAAGGAAAUUUUAUGUGUUAGUCUUUUUUGUAAUUAAAAUAAAUGUUGUGAGUUUUGAAAUGUACUUGAUUAAGCUGCAGUUUUAUUGGAAAUAAUAAAAUAUGCAAUAAAAUAUGUUUAAAUUUAAUAACAUGCUUUUGAUCAUUUGGUUGUUGAUGUUAAUGCUUGAUAAGGCAAAAAAAAAAAAGUUUAAAAAAGUGAA